GUCACUGGGCCAGAGUCUACACAAGCCCAAGACACUGAGCAACUACAUUGGAUAUUCCCACAACCAGAGACUCAUCCGACAACAGAAGAGCAGUUGAAAGCUGAGGUUCACGCAAUCUAUGCUGGCCUGGCUCUGGUGGAGGAGAGAUGCAUUGGCCACCAACAAUCAGAUCUAGCAAGCAUACAAGAUCAGUGGCAGGUUUUGUUUUCCUUGCACCGGAUUCUGCUUGAUGAACAUAACGACUUUUUUUUUGCCUCGCAACACCCAUCCGCAAGCCUUGCUUUGAAACAGUUGCCUGAGAAAUACGCCAUGCCAGCCCGGAUGUGGCGCUAUGGAAUCCAUUCCUUUCUUGAAUUGAUGCGGCAUCAACUCCCAGAUUCAUUAGAACACCUUCCCAGCUUCUUUCAUCUGGCCUACUCAAUGAUAGCUCUGCUCCUCGAAAAUGUCCCUGUUUUUGAAAGUAUAUGGAUUGAGUGUCUUGGUGACUUGGCUCGCUACCGGAUGGCCAUUGAAGACUCUGAUCUAGCGAAUCGCAAGAUAUGGGCUGAUAUAGCCAGGUAUUGGUAUCACAAAUUGGCUGAUAAGAAUCCAAAUCUUGGCAGAAUCCAGCAUCAUUUGGCUGUUCUGGCUUGGCCAGACAUGCUCCAACAGCUUUUUAACUAUACCAAAAGUUUGGUUAGUGUCUGCCCAUUUCCCAAUGCUGGAGAGAGCAUCCUCUUACUAUUUGAUCCACUCCUU
Messenger RNA from Aspergillus ruber CBS 135680, 738 nucleotides. RefSeq lists its product as uncharacterized. Gene Ontology annotation, molecular function: telomerase RNA binding; telomeric repeat DNA binding; protein binding. The annotation marks the transcript as partial. The transcript has a single exon. The record is from RefSeq and is a predicted model, not a curated record. NCBI's taxonomy places the organism in Eukaryota, Fungi, Ascomycota, Eurotiomycetes, Eurotiales, Aspergillaceae. Gene Ontology annotation, biological process: nuclear-transcribed mRNA catabolic process, nonsense-mediated decay. Gene Ontology annotation, cellular component: telomerase holoenzyme complex.